AGAGACAUCAGGCAAAAAAGUUGAGUUCUAAGUGUUCCGGGUCAGUCCGGACUUACCGUGUGACUCGGUACUCGGAGAGGUCUUUGCCGGGUCGACUCCUCCUCCCCCGCUCCUCUCUACAAACAGAUAUCAAGGUCAGCGAUGUCUGGAGGCCUACACUCCUCUGUCUCCACCACCUCCCUGAUGGAGGUCAGAACUGAGACUCACCUCGUCCUCAAAGCUUUCCUCAAUCGGACUUUGACCAUUCCUGCAGAGGAGAGGCCCGGCAGAGUCGGAGGUGCUUACAGAGACCACAGCAAAUUCAGCUCCAAGCCUCGACUAAGACCGAAGGAGGCUCCGUGUUCCGCAGCGGAAGACGUCAGUUCAGCAGAUGAGAAGAAGACCAGCUUCAAAGGCUUGAUACGACAGCUGCCUCGACGCUACAGCAAACACCGCUCUCCCAAAGACUCGCUGGACAGGGAGCACAAGGACAUGUCUCCCUCCUCUACAUCAGAAGACGAGGAUGUGGAGAAGAAACAGCAGAAGAAACAGAAACACAGGAAAAUUAGAAAAAAGCUCUCAAAGCUCUUCAGGAUAAGAAUAGAGAAAGAGAAGGACAAAGACGAGGACGGCGGCGGCGAUGCUAAAAGACCCACGUCUCCCGUCAAAGAGCCAGCAGAGGGCGUCUCUUCCAACCAUCCUCCUGGGUUCUACGAUGAUGUGGCCGAGAAGCUGGACAAGAUCGCUCAGAGGUCCACCAGUAUAAAGAAACCCAGGCCCACGAUCCAGGUUUCACCAGUCCGUGAAAAUGUGGGUGACAAAGAUGCUGUGAUCCAGCAGCUGGCUCAGCUGCUCUCCAUGGAAGGAGACCUCAUCAACACUAAGAUCCAGUCUGAUCCCUUCCUGCGCUCCACCUUCGCUCGUCUCUCUUACGGAUCGUUUGCCAAACUCCUGGACACCUGCAGCAGCUCUCAGGUUUCUCUGGCCCCGGUGCUGCCCCCUGCACGCAGUCCAACGCUACAACGCCUGGCUGUCACUAUGGAGGUGUCACGCCGUAUAGUGACGGCCACGGGGGCAGUACGCAUGCAGGGCUACGCAGAGUGCUACAUGGAGAACUUUGCUCCUUGGGUCAAGAGUCAUGGAGGAUGGGAGAAUGUAGAGCUUGAAGAAUUUGAUUGAGCUCACAGAGUCUUCAGGACCAGUGAUUCCAGAAUCCUCCUUGGCUCACGCUGUUUAUGGGAUUGAUUCUCAAAGACUGGGUUGCGAUAUCUUGUGAGUCGCAUAUUGCCCCCUACUGGGUCUAUUUGACACUGGUCUCUAGCUAGAAACUCAAGUCUCUUGAAGGUAAAACAAAGACAAAGAGUGAAGCGAAAACCUUUUUUUAAAGUUUUUAAAUAUGUUUUAAAUUAUUCUUUUGAUUAUUCUGUAAAAAGAUCCUGACAGCUUAUAAUCUGUUUACAGUAAAAGAAAAAAAAAAUACAAUGCGAGACAGAGCAGAUGAAGGAUGAGUAAAAACACUGGAGCCAAACCAGUUGUUUAACACUAUGAUGUCCUUUUAAAACUGGUCGGUCACUAUAUACUACUGACAAAAAUGAAUGGUAAAAGUAGGUGUUUUUUAUUUAAGUUUUUUUUAAAUGUUUGCUGCUAUUGUCUUUUUUAAUUUUUUAUAAAUACACUUCAUUUUUUGUGCCUAUUUAAACAGUCAAUUUGUCGAAAAAGUCAAAAUGUUUUUGUAAACAGAUGAGUGACAAAACAAAAUAAUUAAUGGAUUUUAAUAUUAUAUAAGAUGAAUUUUUGAAGUUUUCUGUGUUUUACUCAGGUACGAUGAACAUGGCACCAGAAUCACGACUGUAUAAAUUAAAUUUUAUAGUUUACUGAACUCAUGUUAUAUUUACUGUGACUGUUUACUGUGACUGUCAGUCAAAGUACUCUCUCAGAGCAGCUGCCUUGGAAUCAACGUCAGAACAGGAUGGAAUAGAAAAGGAAUAAAAUGAAUUCAAAACUUGUGUUAAAAGUUUACACCAGGUUUCCUGAAUGCAUCACCUUUAACCUCAGGUGACCGCAUCCCUCCAUAUGUUGCUCCAUCUGCCAAUAUACAUACAUGGGUGUCAAAUAUCUGAUUGUGUAUGUGACAGCGACAAACCUCUAUCUUUGCAGUAAGAAGGUCACCCGUUCCAUCCCUUCACUCUACACUGACCUUAGGUGUGAAUGUGAGCGUGAAUGGUUGA
Messenger RNA from Cynoglossus semilaevis (tongue sole), 2207 nucleotides. It is a transcript of the gene bcl2l12, whose product is annotated as BCL2 like 12. The transcript is spliced from 8 exons. NCBI's taxonomy places the organism in Eukaryota, Metazoa, Chordata, Actinopteri, Pleuronectiformes, Cynoglossidae. Gene Ontology annotation, biological process: regulation of extrinsic apoptotic signaling pathway. The coding region runs from base 142 to 1158 and encodes 338 amino acids. The record is from RefSeq and is a predicted model, not a curated record.